Myxocyprinus asiaticus (Chinese sucker) is the source of this 2512-nucleotide messenger RNA. RefSeq names its product serine peptidase inhibitor, Kunitz type 1 a (gene spint1a). NCBI's taxonomy places the organism in Eukaryota, Metazoa, Chordata, Actinopteri, Cypriniformes, Catostomidae. The transcript is spliced from 11 exons. The coding region runs from base 225 to 1760 and encodes 511 amino acids. Gene Ontology annotation, molecular function: protein binding; serine-type endopeptidase inhibitor activity. The record is from RefSeq and is a predicted model, not a curated record.
GACACACCUGAAGCUCCGGAAGCGCCGCAGAUUUCCUCGGAAUCCUUUAACAAACAGCGAGCGACACAUUUCACCCGAAACUCUGGAUUAAACUGACGAUUUUACUUCUUCAAAUGAGGAAUAAUAGACGUUUGGAGGAGAGGAACACUUAGAUUUCUGAUUAACAGGCUGCUUUUGAAUCCUGUAUAUAAAGGGAUUGUACUGGAAGUUUUGUUCUGUUGAGAAUGACACAGGUUCAGCUCUGGUUCUUCUGGACCACAGUGGUUCUGAUCGUCCCUCUUCUCGUGGGUCCAUCAGCAGGUCAGAAUGGAGAUGGGAAAGGGUGUCUGGAUAAAUUCAGCCGUGGAAAAGCAGAUUUUGUGUUAAACACAGAUGAAUCUGUGAAAGAAGGGGCCACAUUUCUGGGUUCUCCGAAGGUGUCACGGGCUGAAGACUGUGUUCUGGCCUGCUGUAAAGAUCCGAACUGUAAUCUGGCCCUGAUGGAGGACGGAGAACAACCCAAAACCAUCAGCUCCUGCUUCAUCUUCAACUGUCUCUACAAACAGAAGAAAGUGUGUCACUUUGUCAGGAAGAAGGGCUUUAACAACUACAUGAUGACCUCUGUGUUUAAAGAUUACCUUGAGCAACAGGUUUCAGAUGAGGAAGACAAACCUCCAGUCGCAGUGGCUGGUCAAGACAGAGUCGUUCAACCUCACGACGAUGUCACACUUAACGGCAUCCAAAGCACAGACGAUAAAAAGAUAGUAAAAUAUGAGUGGGAGAUGGUGUCUGGGGAUCAGUCAGCUGUCAUGUCGAAAACUAGUUUCGAGGAUGCGGUGACGAUCUCCAAUCUCUCUCCUGGGAUGUAUAAGUUCAGACUCACUGUCACAGAUGAUACAGGAAAGACGGGAUCAGCCGAAGUUUCUGUGUUAGUUCUGACUCCAGAACAGUCACUCCAUCAUUGUCUGGUGCCAAAGAAAGAGGGUCCGUGUCGAGGGUCUUUCCCGCGCUGGCAUUACAACGCCGUCACUGAGAAAUGCGAGGAGUUCAAAUACGGAGGCUGCAAACCAAACCGCAACAACUAUCUGGCGCUCAAAGAGUGCCAAAACGCUUGCGACAAAGUUUCAGUUAAUUCCCCACAUCCAUCUGGAAGAUUAAGUCCGAUCCAUAAUCAGGGUGAACGGUGUGAUGUGCCGUGUGGUCCAGAACAUUUCCAGUGCUCUAAUAACUGCUGUAUUCAUAAAGAGCUUGAAUGUGAUGGAGAAGCGCAGUGCAGUGACAGUUCGGACGAGGCGGAGUGCUCGAAUUGGAACCAGAAGUUUAGGCGAUUAAUAGAUCUUCCAGUGGAUGCAGAUAAAGCUCGUUGUGUUGAGCCGCCACAAACGGGUCCCUGUCGGGCAAGUAUGACUAACUGGUACUACAAUCCGUAUGAACGGCGCUGUAAUCGCUUUACCUUUGGCGGCUGUGAAGGAAAUAACAACCGCUUUGAAAAUGAGGACCAGUGCAUGACGUUAUGCAGUUCAGUGACGGAUUCUGAUGUGUUUGCCAGAAAUGCACAGUUUGAAAAGCAAGAGAGCAAAAGUGAUACAGCUCCCAUCAUCAUUGCUAUACUACUGGGUGUUGCCAUAGUGAUCCUUCUGAUUGUCAUUGCAUGCUGCCUUCUGCGAGACAAGAAAAAACGUCAAAAGAAACAUCAGCUUGUCGCAGUUAACGGUGGUCAUGUUCACACCUAUGAGGACUCUGAGAAACUGGUCUACAACAGCACCACUAAACCCAUCUGAACUCAGACGAGCGCCAAGCGCAAAACCAUCCCGCUGGCAUAUGAUGUGGAAAAUGCAUUUAUGUAUGAUGUUUUAUUUCUUCACUUGGUUGGAUUAUUUUGUUUGCUUUGAGUAGACAGGCUGGUAACUGCAGCAUAGUAGUUUGUUUCUUUGAUGUUUGAAAACAACUUAUAACCAACACUUUUCAAAGUACUAUGAAAUUGACCGCUUUUCUAUAUAUAAAUAUAAAUAUAUAAGCUUAUUGGAUUGUCCUCAGGGGUAAAUAUGUGUUGCAAUAACAUAUACUGUUUGAUUAUAAGACCAGUUUUUAAAAUCCAAAUCAUGACCACAUGAAAUUGCAAAGAUUCAGAAUACACCGAUUUGAAAGAUUAUUAUGGAUUAUUUUCUAUUACACGGUCAAUUAGAGAGCUUAUGCCACAAUCUUAAAGACAUUUACACAAUGCAUUACUGCUUACAAGUUAGUUACAGAUUUUGAUUCUUCAACUUAUCAUUUUGAUGUUUAAAAACUCGUUUUUUUUGUGCUCGUGGUCUACAUUAGAGUUUUUCCUUUUUUAAUAUUCUGUUUUAUUACUGUCCUUUUUUUAGUAAACUGGCGUUAUGGUAUAUAUGACAGAAUUGGGGUGUGAAAUCCAUAAAUGUUUGCCCCACAAUGCAAAUUUGUACAUAGUUGUUUUUAUGUCUUUCUAAAACUUGCCUGAUUUCUUGGAAGUACUAACCAUUUACAGUCUCAAUAAAGUUAAAGUGUACAUACA